This is a messenger RNA of Gastrolobium bilobum, 3943 nucleotides long. RefSeq lists its product as uncharacterized. The record is from RefSeq and is a predicted model, not a curated record. The coding region runs from base 1571 to 3607 and encodes 678 amino acids. Lineage: Eukaryota; Viridiplantae; Streptophyta; Magnoliopsida; Fabales; Fabaceae. The transcript is spliced from 2 exons.
GCCCACUAUCUGAACGGCUUCCACGCGCCUCUCCAUCGUUCCUUAUUGCUUUCUCUAUCUCUUCACCGUUCUGUGUCGGCCUCUUUGCUUCUCUCUCUCUCUCUCUGUCUGACUCUCUCUAUAUAUCGUCGGAUUUCAAAACCCUAGAGUCGCUUCUUCAACUCCAAAUCCAAUCGAAUCGAGAGACUAGGUAUUUGGCGUCUGGCUGCUGUCUUAUCUUAAGCCGCUCCUGCUGUUCUUAUGGAGAGAUGUCUUACCUGGAGUAGCAGAAGAGGUUCGGUCAACUUGUCUCCCCUCCCUCUCUCUCUCUUACAGUCUUAAAUUUGACGCCUUUUUUCAACAAUAGGCAGGUUUUGAAGUCAUCAGUUUUUUAUUUUUAUUUUUUAAAAAUCUUAUUUGGCAUGAACAAAGUCUCAAUUGUGUUUCAGAACCAGCUGGUUCAAAACACAGCUUAAAGUGCGUAGCCCCUUCUAUACGGAAGUGGUCAUAAAUAAGUGGAGUGGACGACUGAACAUCCUGUUCACGUGACCCUUUUUUUUUGUUCCUGAAAUAUACUAAACACGAAUGAGAAGUGGUGGUCAGUGGGGUUCGAGACAAGCACACUAAUGGUUCAGACAAUGUGCUUGUUUGGUUAAGUGCUGCAUUAUACAUAGUAUCUUAUAUAUACACUGUUAUUGCCUGGUUAACUGCUGGUUUACUUGGAGUUGGCUGAACAGUGACUCAGUUAUAUCUCGGGUAUGCUAUCCAGUCCAGUUUUUUAAAUAAAAAUUUCGUCCUUUGGGAUUUGGGUUGUGUUGUGACAUGCUUAUGCAACUAUUCAUACGUAAACUCCAAAGUUGUUAUGGUCCUGUAUUUUGGUUUCCUAAAAGUGGACUUCAGAAGUGCGGACAUGCGAUUUUAUUCCUUUCCCGUUGAUAUAUAACUUAAACCACAGUUCAUUUGUUCUGGCUUAUGAUGCGCUUAUGCAAUGGAGACGCAUGCCCUUCUGCUAUUUUUGUAUUAAUAGAUUAAUCUUUGUUCUUUAUGGGUUAUCCUAUUUUUCAACUUGUGUGAGAACAAUUGUCGACAUGUUUUUUCUGAUUUAAAUUUAUACCGUUUUCUUUAUUUUGGGCAAUUGAAUUUCUGGUGUUUAACAAUCUUAAGUUUAUAAUUUUAAUUUUAAUUUUUUUUUUUUUUUUUUGCUUUCUUAUAGCAUCUAUUCCCUAUUUUUGUUUAAAGUGAUGCUGAACAAUGUCAAACUGCAACCACAUUUAUUCUGGCAGAAGUUCAAGUUUUGACAACGUGAUCUGUCGUGAACAGAAUAAUUUCUUCUAGCUGGGUUUUGGAAGGAGUCGGAUCUUGUUUGGUUAAUCUGUACUUGCAACAGCUGAUAAACUCAACAUCAGUCUAAUCUUCCAUAUAUUAGAUGGAUCGCCGCGAUACUUCAGGAUUUGUCAGCGGGGGUGCAUUCUCUUGUGGACACAUCUAAUUUUAACUUUGUAGAUAUACAUCUCUUUUUUAUUCGUAAGUAAGGCAGGCUGUUCUGUUGAAAUUUGUAAAUAGGAUUAGAUAUUGUUUCUGCUGUUGUUUCAUGGACGGGAGGUUCCAGCACUUGGGAUUUGCUGCUAAUCAUUCUGCAAAUGCAUUCAAGAUUUUGGACAAUUCUAUGCAAGUUGAAGGAAGUCGGGCUGAUUGUUAUGGUACAGACACCAUCUUGCGACUUGAUUCCCCUGGUUCUUCAAAUCCCUCCUAUAUGCCCUCUUCUAAGGGAACAAAAAGGAAGUGGGAUUUAAUUAAUGGGUGCAUGAGUCAGAGAGUUGGCUCUUCUUUGUCUCUUGGGCUUGGGCAUUCAACGAGUUCCUCAGACAGCAAGGGGAGUUCAGCUAUUGCUUGCACUGCUAUGUCUUCAGCCAAAGAUAAUGAUGAGGAAUCUUCUAUGGAUGUAGAACUGGACUUUACUCUCCAUCUUGGCUGUGAGAAGGUGCAGAGCCUAAAGAAACCUGUUAGUUCAAAUUUGAAGACAUUGGACUUGCAGUUGAGCCUUUCCACUGGCCCCUGUGAGUCAGAUAUCACUAGUGUUCAUCUAAGUCCAUCACCUCUUCAAUUGAAUAUGGAGAUGCCAUCAGUAUUCCGUGGGACACAAAAUACAGAUGAGGGAUCAACAUCAUCUAGUUGGAAGCAAGGGAUUGUUUUGCCGUCUUCAAAGACUUCAUUAAAUACAGGCACUAGUUUCUUUCUAAAUCAGGCUUCAAAGCAGUUUGAUCAUAGUCCCAUUGUUCCGGACCUCUCGUCAGACAUACCAAAAAGUUCAGUCACUUCUACUUCUGGCCUAACACAGCAGCAACAGCCACCACAUCGCCUGAGUAAUUCUAAGAUAUGUCAAGUUGAGGGAUGUGGAAAGGGAGCCAGAGGUGCUUCUGGACGAUGUAUAUCUCAUGGUGGUGGUAGGAGGUGUCAGAAACCUGGCUGCCACAAAGGAGCUGAAGGUCGGACUGUAUACUGCAAGGCCCAUGGAGGUGGAAGACGAUGUGAAUACCUUGGUUGCACAAAGAGUGCAGAAGGACGGACAGAUUUCUGUAUUGCCCAUGGUGGUGGCCGGAGAUGCAGUCAUGAAUGUUGUACCCGAGCUGCCAGAGGGAAAUCUGGAUUAUGUAUCCGGCAUGGUGGUGGCAAGAGGUGCCAGAGAGAAAACUGCACCAAGAGUGCAGAAGGCCUAUCUGGUCUUUGCAUCUCACAUGGUGGAGGGCGUCGAUGCCAAGCUCUUGGAUGUACGAAAGGGGCACAGGGUAGCACAAUGUUUUGUAAAGCACAUGGUGGGGGAAAAAGGUGUACAGCACCAGGGUGCACCAAAGGUGCUGAGGGGAGCACCCCCUUUUGCAAGGGCCACGGUGGAGGAAAACGCUGUACAUACCAGGGUGGUGGAAUUUGCACCAAAAGUGUGCAUGGAGGUACCAACUUCUGUGUGGCACAUGGGGGUGGAAAGAGGUGUGCUGUACCAGGCUGUACAAAGAGUGCCAGAGGAAGGACUGAUCAUUGUGUCCGCCACGGGGGAGGAAAGAGAUGUAAGUUUGAAGGGUGUGGAAAGAGUGCACAAGGCAGCACUGACUUUUGCAAGGCACAUGGGGGAGGCAAGAGAUGCUCUUGGGGCCAUCCCGGGUCAGAGUAUAGUAUCCAACCAGAUGGUCCCUGUAAUUCAUUCGCAAGGGGGAAAAUAGGUCUGUGUGCACUUCAUAGUGGACUAGUGCAUGAUAAGAGGGUUCAUGGAGGUUUCUCAUUGGGAUCUGUUGUUCAGGAUACUCAUUCUAGUAAACCAGAUGAACUAAAGCAGGUACCCGUUGACAAAGACAUGGAUAUGGAUAUGAUGAAAAUGAGUAGUAGCCUGAGCACUGCUGCUCCGAGAGCUUGUUCUGACCUUAAACAAUAUGAAGUUGCCAGUGCUCAUGUCUCAGCUGAGGAAGAUGAUCACUUUCCAAUUUCAGUUGCUGUUCCUGAAGGCAGGGUGCAUGGUGGAAGUCUGAUGGCAAUGCUAACGGGAAGUUCUAGCCGUGGCUCAAGUAGCGGGAGAGGUCUAGUUAGCGAUCCAUCAGAGCCAAUCAAAGGUUACAUAAUGCCCCAGAGUUGGAUUUAAGGCUAGUUAUCGUUUUUGUUGUCAUAGUCUCUGUAGUUCACAAAUUUUAUCAUCGUGUUACAUUGUUACUCCCUUCAUUGUUAGAUUUUUGACGAUUAGAGUUAUUCUGUCAUCCUUUGAAAUUGAGAGAAUACCCAAGUCGUUUGACAAUUUCAUGGUUGGGAUAUCAAGGUAGGACAUUGUGCUUGGAUUAGGUUGUUGGUGAUGUUUUUUUCCAUUCCUCCUUUCUCUGUAAAUAUUACAUCCGAUGAACGUUUAGCAUGUUGUUAAUACAGGAUGCUACCUGUAAGGUCUGUAGUGUGCCAUGUAUUCUAUUUAAUAAUAAAACCUUACUCA